Messenger RNA from Olea europaea var. sylvestris, 1555 nucleotides. RefSeq names its product transmembrane protein 120 homolog. Gene Ontology annotation, cellular component: membrane. NCBI's taxonomy places the organism in Eukaryota, Viridiplantae, Streptophyta, Magnoliopsida, Lamiales, Oleaceae. The record is from RefSeq and is a predicted model, not a curated record. The transcript has 10 exons. Bases 130 to 1158 code for a protein of 342 amino acids.
CAACACCAUUCACCUCACCUCCUUCUAGAUUCUCUUAUUUUUCAAUUUUACUUCACCCUCACUGAAUUGUUGUUGUAGCAUCUAAAUCGAAUAAAAGUUUGGAUCAAUUUCGCAUCUAGCGGUGCAAACAUGGGAGAUUCUCCGGACGAUCGAGUCGCGGGAGACGAUAUUGCCAGACUGGUGGAGCAGGCCAAGGAGUUGCAGGACUCGGCGGCGGCAUUAAUCUCGCGCACUUCCCGCGAAGAAGACGAGCUCCGCCAGCGCGUUGCCUCACUCGACUCCCACAUCCAGUCCCUCCGGAACUUGAAACAUGACGACAAACUGGAUGAGGAGCUGAUUAAAGCGAGAUACAUUUUGAGUGAAGGUGAUGCAGCGGCAUUUCUUCCGAGCAAAUCUCAUGGAAGCUUUUUGAAGAUGUUUUUGGGGCCGAUUAAUGUUCGGGCAACUAGAAAAGAUGUGCAGUUGAAGGUGAAGGAUGAAUAUAAUAAUUUCAGAGAUAGGACGUCAUUUUUGUUCCUUUUUUUCCCAUCGCUGCUGCUGAUGUUAAGGUCAUGGAUUUGGGAUGGAUGUCUGCCUGCAUUGCCAGUACAACUUUAUCAGGCAUGGUUGCUGUAUCUCUACACAGGUUUGGCAUUGAGAGAAAAUAUCCUGAGAGUUAAUGGAAGUGACAUACGUCCAUGGUGGAUCAAACACCAUUAUUGUGCUAUGGCUAUGGCCCUUAUAAGUCUUACUUGGGAGAUAGAGAGGGGACCUGAUUGUGCCCAGAAACAGAGAGGUGUACAGUUGUUUCUAAAAUGGGCAAUUAUGCAAGGAGUUGCAAUGAUUCUCCAGAAUAGAUACCAGCGGCAAAGACUAUAUACACGUAUUGCUCUAGGCAAGGCCAGGAGAAUGGAUGUUGUCUGGGGAGAAACUGCUGGAGUGGAGGGUCAGUUACUGUUGUUGUGCCCUAUACUCUUCAUCUUGCAGGGUUUUGAAGCAUAUGUUGGAGUCUUAUUGCUUAAAACUGCACUUGCCGGAUUCUUCUUUGAGUGGCAGGUGAUUACUUGUGGGAUUCUUCUGAUUAUAAUGGCUGUUGGAAAUUUUGCCAACACGGUACAGACACUAAUGACAAAGUCUCGUGUUAAAGCAAAAAUUAAGAGGGGUAGAAGCAAGCAUUAAAUCAGGGAUCUUAAUGGCAAGAGUUUCCUGACACGGUACAGACUAUUAUAUGAUGAGUCUGCUAACGUGAGGAUGUAACAACUUUAAGCAGAAUUUAUUGCGUCUGACCUUUCUAUGCAUAGGCAAUUAAUCGUGACCUUACAAUGUAGGAAUCAGACAUUUAUUAGUUUGUAACAGCUGUAACAAAAACUAAUCACCCUGCUUUUGUGUGAAUACUUAAAAUCUUACUAUGUACUAAACAUGCACUUGAAACUUAGUCUACCACAAUGAUGUGUAUUACUUUGGUUUUUCUUUGGAAGAAGUUUUGUUCCUUGGAACAUUUGUCAACUGGUUUCGUGUAAUAAAUAAAGUGUGCACAUUAUUCCAGAUGUUUGAUAAUGGAAUGGGUGAUUUAUGA